CGGAAGUAUUUACCUACAUUUUGCGCGCGUCUUUAUUAUCAAUAGAUAAUAUAAAUAAUAAUAGUUAAUAAAUUCGAUAGAUAGCUCUUGCACCGUUUUAUACGUCAAGAGUCGAGAGAUUGUAAUCGGUAUGUUUGCAGAUUCAACAUUUAUGUUCAUUUGCAUUUUUAAUUAAUUUUUAUCAUCUUGUAAAUAUAAUACACAUCCUGUCACAAAGAGUCGCUUUUGACACAACAUGAAGAUCAUUCUUGUAACUGGCGGUUCAGGACUCGUUGGCAGAGCUAUUCAAAAUGUCAUUCAACAUGACAGGAGAGAGGACGAGAGGUGGAUAUUUAUCGGGUCCAAAGAUGCGGAUUUGUGCGAUAAAGAGAGCACUCGUAGGUUAUUCGAUCAGUACAAACCGACACACGUUAUUCAUCUGGCUGCUAUGGUCGGUGGGCUUUUUCAUAAUAUGUCACACAAUUUGGAUUUUCUGCGGAAUAAUAUACACAUGAAUGACAAUGUUCUUCACACUGCUCACGAGCAUAAUGUUGCCAAGGUUGUUUCGUGCCUUUCCACUUGUAUAUUUCCAGAUAAGACAACUUAUCCAAUCGAUGAAACCAUGGUUCAUAAUGGGCCGCCGCAUCCUUCAAAUUAUGGUUAUAGUUACGCCAAGCGGCUUAUAGAUAUUGCAAACAGAGGUUACCAUGACCAGCAUGGCAGACUGUAUACCAGUGUAAUUCCUUGCAAUGUCUUUGGUCCUUAUGAUAAUUUCCAUCCCAGUGCGAGUCAUGUUAUACCUGGUUUAAUGCGAAGACUUUAUGAUUUAUGCAAAGAUGGAAAUACAGAGAAUAAGAUAUUCUCUGUGCUGGGCUCUGGCAAGCCUUUAAGACAAUUUAUUUAUAGCAUAGACUUAGCAAAAUUAAUAAUUUGGGUCUUGCGAGAAUAUGAUUCUGUGGAACCAAUUAUAUUGUCAGUGGAUGAGGCGCAAGAAAAAUCAAUAGCGCAAGUGGCUGAAAUUUUAGUGGAAGCUUUCAACUUCAAGGGUAAGAUGAUGUAUGAUACAUCAGCGGCGGAUGGUCAAUAUAAGAAAACGGCGAGUAAUGCCAAAUUACGAAGGUAUUUACCCGAUUUUCAAUUCACACCUUUUGAACAAGCGAUUAAAGAGACCGUUGAUUGGUAUAUAAAAAAUUACGAUCAUGCGAGGAAUUAAGAUAGCUAGACCAUAAUCUGCUCAAAUAUUAUAAAUGUCUUUAUUUCCGUGAAUAACAUUUCCGAUUCAAACUUGUGUUUAGAUUUAUAAAAUUAGGAUUAUUGAGUCCAAGAGAACUGACAGUCGUGAGUCUGAUAAUUUGGAUAAUUUAACGACUAUCUGUUUAUUGUUGCCAUUAUCAUUGUUUAAGGUGUUUAUUGAGUUUUAUUACGACAAGUAUAUGUGCAUUUAAUUCUAAUACUUUAAAAUAUAUAUAAAUUCCAAUUAUAUAGUUUAUUAGAAUCUAUAAAUUAAUGCUAAGUAAUACAAAUGUUUUAUAUGUUAGAAAGUUGAAAUUGAAAAUAUACAAGUAUACGAAGAUAUGAGUAUCGAUCGUAUAACUUUGUCAUGUUGUAAACGACUAUAUUUUUGGAAUAAAUGAUCUUCUGGCAAAA
Molecule: messenger RNA, 1626 nt
Organism: Cataglyphis hispanica
Lineage: Eukaryota; Metazoa; Arthropoda; Insecta; Hymenoptera; Formicidae
Gene: Gmer
Product: probable GDP-L-fucose synthase
Exons: 6
Coding region: 236-1192 (318 amino acids)
Biological process (GO): nucleotide-sugar biosynthetic process
Molecular function (GO): GDP-L-fucose synthase activity
Source: RefSeq, a predicted model, not a curated record